Molecule: messenger RNA, 1296 nt
Organism: Eimeria necatrix
Lineage: Eukaryota; Apicomplexa; Conoidasida; Eucoccidiorida; Eimeriidae
Product: cystathionine beta-lyase, putative
Exons: 3
Coding region: 1-1296 (431 amino acids)
Biological process (GO): transsulfuration
Cellular component (GO): cytoplasm
Molecular function (GO): carbon-sulfur lyase activity; pyridoxal phosphate binding
Source: RefSeq, a predicted model, not a curated record
AUGGAAGCCUCCCAGCCCAAAGUGGAGUCUUCUGCUGCUCCCGAAGCCAAUUCCACAGCUUUUGUGCACGCCGGAGUGGCUCCAGACCCUCUCACGGGCGCCAUCUGCAAGCCCAUUUACUUCUCCACCACCUUCGUGCAGCCAAGUGUGGAGGAAUACCUCCAAAAGGGCUUUUCUUACUCCCGCUCGGCCAACCCCACAGUCAGCGCCCUCGAAGAGAGAAUGCGGGCCAUAGAAGGCGGCGCCCAGGCCGUGUGCUUCAGCAGUGGCAUGGCCGCCACAGUCGCGGUGCUGACGACGUUUCUGAGCGCGGGGGACCACUGCGUGAUGCCGCAGUGCGUGUACGGGGGCAGCUUCCGAGCAGCAAACGAGUACUUGCGUCGUUUCGGAGUGGAGUUUGACUUUGUGGAUUUCCGCGAAGUUGCUGCAGUGGAGGCCGCGCUGCGCCAAAACACUAAAUUAGUGUUUGCGGAAACCCCCGCAAACCCCACGCUGCAGCUGACGGACUUGGCGGCCAUAGACCUGCUGCUGGCCAGGGAAGAAGUCCGGCGAGCGGGGCUGCAGGGAGCAGCAGCAGCAGCGCUGCUGCUUGCUGCUGCGGGCCCGCAGCGGCAGCAGCAGCGGCAAGUGCUGCUGGUGGUGGACUCCACCUUCGCCACGCCGCUGCUGCUGCAGCCGCUGGCCCUGGGGGCUGAUGUUGUGCUGCACUCCACCACUAAGUUUAUAGAUGGCCAUAAUGUAACAACUGGGGGCUGCGCUGUGGCGCGGCAGCAGCAACUUGCGCAGCAAAUAGCGCACACGCGCAACGUCUGCGGCAGCAUAAUGGACCCGCAGACUGCUGCUUACCAGCUGAGUUUUGCUGCUACGCUGCCGCUGCGGCUGCUGCAGCAAAGCAGCACUGCGCUGCUGCUCGCCAGUUUUCUCGAAAAAAAAUCCCAAGUCCGAAAAGUUCUUUACCCGGGGCUCGACAGCCACCCGCAGCGCGCGUUGGCUCGCAAGUACCACCGCGGGGGCCUCCACGGCGCAGUCCUCGGCUUCGAGCUCAACGGCGGAGUCCAGGCAGGCAUGAAGCUGAUGAACACCAUUGGGUACCCGUUUUCUCUCUGCGAGAACUUGGGCUCUGUGCAGUCCCUGAUUACCUGCCCCGCAGUCUUCACGCAUGCGCAGCUCACCAAAGAGCAGCAGCAAGCCAUUGGACUCUCCGAGGGCUACGUGAGGCUUUCCGUGGGACUUGAAAGUCCUCAAGACCUCAUCAGCGCCCUCGACAAGGCCCUGCAGGGGCUGGACGAGCCUUGA